AUGAUACCCUCAAAACCUCUGCCCUAUGCCGAAUGCUGGGGCAGCACGGAGGAAUAUGUGUCAAGCUUAUUAGAAUUCGCGACAACUUCUGAUCUGCUUCAGACACUAUGCGGUGGCGUGCAUAUUCUGGACUUCUUCACCAAUGAGCCCGGGCUUUUUCAGCAGAUAAUUCCAGAGGACUGGCAGGAUUACCUCAUGAGGACAGACCCGAUGCGCCUGCUGGAUAUACUCAUGAGGGAUGACCUGAGCGCAUUUCCCGAGGGCGAGAUGCCCCCAGAGAGCUUUCUGCAGUAUAUCAAGGAUAUCCGCAGAUUCUCCCUGGGGCGCAAAUUUGCCGCCGCGGACGAAAAGCCGCCCAAGUUGACGAGGUUCGUGUCGGUGGGCAUGAAGCCCAAGAAAAUCCACGAAGUGAGCAAUUUCGCCAAUUAUGUGGACAAAUUUGCCGGGGAUGUGGAAUCCAUCACGGGCGAGGAGAUCACGCACUUUGUCGAUUUUGGUAGUGGCCAAAACUACUUGGGAAGAGCUCUAGCGAGCGCCCCAUAUAACAAGCAUAUCGUGGCUGUGGAGGGUCGCGAGCACAAUAUUGCCGGUGCCAAGGAGCUUGACAUGAUCGCGGGCAUUGCAGACAAGGAGAAGGUCAUGCGUAAUAAGAAAUUAUGGCACCAGAUGAUGAAGAACAAGAAAGAGGGCACGGACACGGAUUUCACAGACGAAGAGAUGCUCAAGAAAUUAUCUCUGGCUGCAAAAUUGCCGGAGCAAGUCGUCGACUUCAGACCAAGACGCGAGCUUGAGGCCCUUUACACACCCGAGGACGGAAAAGGCUUCAUUCGCUAUGUCUCGGGCAGACUGGAGUCCGGAGACCUGUCUGAUGUGGUUGAGCAGUUGGAGGAGACUCCUGAAGCAUCUCAGGACCUUCGCAUGAUGGCCAUUUCGAUUCACUCGUGUGGAAACUUAUCCCACCACGGCAUCCGCUCUCUUGUGUUGAAUCCCAAGGUGCGCGCCGUGGCCAUUGUUGGAUGCUGCUACAAUCUGAUGACGGAGAAGCUGGGCCCGCCAUCUUACAAACUUCCCUACAUGCGCCCCAGUCUUCAAGCUUUGAACGGGCGCGUGGUUCGAGAAUCUGCCAAAUACGACCCUCAAGGAUUUCCGAUGAGCGAGAGGUUGAGUACCUACAAGGAGCAUGGUGUUCGCCUCAACAUUACAGCCCGUAUGAUGGCGUGCCAGGCACCACAGAACUGGGGCGAGCAGGAAAGUGAUGGAUUCUUCACCCGCCACUUUUUCCGGGCUGUUCUCCAGAAAAUCUUCCUCGACCGAGGCGUAAUCAAAAAGAUCUAUCACGACAAAGAGUCAAGCGAGACUCCAUCUUCGAGUCCCUUCAACAUGAGCACCAACCCGGUGAUUAUCGGGUCUUUAACAAAGAAAUGUUACACCUCGCUACACGCCUACGUAAGAGGCGCUCUCGCAAAGCUAACGACACACUCGGAUUAUCACGAACACUGCGACAUCAUUGAGGAGAAAUUGGGCGACAUCACCGACGAGGAGAUUGCGCGGUAUGAAGCUCAGUAUCUGCCUCGCAAGAGGGAAUUGAGUGCUAUCUGGAGUUUGAUGGCUUUCAGCGCCGGCGUCGUGGAAUCUCUCAUCGUGACCGACCGCUGGCUAUUCCUCAAGCAACACUCGGACCUCGUGCAGGACUGCUGGGUCGAAGUCGUCUUUGACUUUCGAGAAAGCCCUCGCAAUCUAGUAGUCGUUGGAGUCAAGAAGCGCGAUCAGUGA
Molecule: messenger RNA, 1773 nt
Organism: Pestalotiopsis fici W106-1
Lineage: Eukaryota; Fungi; Ascomycota; Sordariomycetes; Amphisphaeriales; Sporocadaceae
Exons: 1
Coding region: 1-1773 (590 amino acids)
Source: RefSeq, a predicted model, not a curated record